This is a messenger RNA of Symbiodinium sp. CCMP2456, 3186 nucleotides long. The record is from the annotation of a GenBank genome assembly. NCBI's taxonomy places the organism in Eukaryota, Dinophyceae, Suessiales, Symbiodiniaceae.
AUGUGGCCCUCACCCGAACAACUCGGCAUUUGUUCAGGUCAAUCAUCUACUUUCAUCCCAGCGCCACGUCAGGGUGAACCUGACUUGAGGUCGCUAUGUGGCACGCCCAUCAAAGUCCGGGCGCAAUGUAUCUUCGUGCCUUGCACGGCAGGUGAAGAUGACGCGAUCGUGGCGGUCAAACAACAGCAGGCGGUUCCGUCGCAGUGGGAGCAGUGGGUGGGCUCCGUCGUGGGAUGGUUCACGAAUGUGCUCCACGUCGGAGGCCCGAAGGACGAAAUCGUCCUGAGUCUGGAGGAAUUCACGCAGCUGCGGGACCACCUGCUGCGAAUGCAAGGCUACAUCAAGGAAGCCGAAGAUCGGGCAGAGCAGGCGGAAGCGCUUCUGGUCCUCACCCGAAGGCGCCACAAGCAGGCAAAGAGAGGGGGCACUGGAAGUUCUAAGAGCUACUUCAUGUACAAGUCGGUCAUGGAGAUGGAUGAGCUCUGUGCCCACCUGGACUUCGUUUCGCAGGAGCUCUUCCGCCGCCACGGCAGCGAGGCGCGCCAGGUGGCGGAAGCGGUGCAGCUCAUCCAGCGUAUCGGCGAGGGCCUAGCCUGGGCGUACGGGCAGCCCCACCGCGAGAUUGGCGAGGCGUUCGCCCAGCCCUUCGUUGACCGGCGCAUCCGGGACCGGCUGAGAGACCUGCUCUUCACGCAGCAUCCUCACUUGCAGGCGCAGGUACUGCAGACCAUCCACAUCUUGCUGGCAGCAACGCCGGCCGAAUCGCUUUUCUUCUGCAACCUCACCGCUGGCUUCUACCUGAAUGAAGUGGUGACUGCCAGCUUCGACUUCCGGCAGAACGAGGACUUGCUCCCCCUCUGGAUAACCGUUGUCAAAGACAUCGCCACCAUGAUGAGCGAGGAGAACCUCAUGCUGUUCUUCAACCCCUACUCCGAGAAGCCCUUCCCCUUCUUCUCGCAGAGUGCGAAGUACUACCACCAUCCCUCAGCCCAGGUGCGAACGCAUGUGCAAGCGACUUCGCUGGAGAUCUUUUCGAAGCUGAAGAUCGCGGACUCUUGGAGCAAUUCUCUCUUCGAGUUGGUGGUGGCAGACUCGAAGAUCCUCUUCACACACGUGUGCUGUCUUCUCAGAGACUUCUGGCGCAUGGCUGACGAGACGAUCCGCUCGAGCAUCUGGCGAGACAUGAAGAACGCCUUCAGCUUGCAGAACGACAUCCUGGAGUACAUCAAUGAUGUCUUCGCCUCUGAUGUGAAUCAGCUGAGUGCGAUUCUUCAGGAGCGGCUCCUCCGAUUUGCGGUGCUCCCGGUGCUGCUGGGAUCAGCGCUCCAGGCGCAACAGCAGCCUCUGCUCACCCAGGAGGCGUCGUGGUAUCUGCUGGGCGACCUCCUGACAACCCUCAGGAGCCACCACGUCCGAACGGUGCUGGCUACCACACUGCUACGGCCCCAUGUGACCGAAGAGAUCUUGCAGCUGGUGGUGUCCCCGCCGCCCAACACACCAGCGGCCUACUUCCAUUUGCAGAGGUCCUGGGGAGGAACACCACAGCGGAGCUACUUUGAUAAGCAGGAGUCUACCGCCGACCACCAGACGCUGUACGAGCCGGUGUUUAUCCCGGUGGUGGCGCCCGGCGAGUCCUCGGGGAAGCCUCUCCACCGGAACAGCCUCCUGGAGGCCCUGGAGCUCCGCCUCCGUGAGCUUUGCCGCUCCGGGCGCGCACAGGAGGCGGUUUGCGCCUUCAGCACCCUGGAGAUGUCGCUACAGGCCCUCCGCUCUGCCGGGGAGCCGCUGGAUCUUAGUGUGGCCGAGCGCCUCGGCAACUGCCUCGCCAGCUGCUUGGCGAGGCAAGGCUCGCUGAGCUUCGUCCUCUGCCUGUCUUGCCUCCGGGCCCUCAGCGAACUCUUCGCUGCGGGCGGUAGCAAGGUCAGGCAAGCCCUCAGCCCGAUGCUGAGGGACAAGCUCUUGGCGCCGUUUGCGGAUGAGCUCCUUCAUGAGGCGAAGCUCCAAUGCCUGGACAUCCAAGCCCAAGGCUCCUGGCUCCAGGACUUCCAGCAGCAGUGGCAUACCUCUGCGCAGGAUCUCUCGGCGCUGUCGGAGAAGCCACGGAGUCAGAUCCUGCCAGAGCCUGGUGCCGCGCCUGAGGCUUCUGCGGCUCUGCCGGCUCGGGCCAAAAGCAGCGGAAACCUGUGGAGGCUUCUUCUGUCGCUUCACCGACUGGUUGCUGGGAAGGGCACCAUGGAAAUGCCGGGCCUGGAGGAGGGCGAGCGCGAUGAGCUGCUGCGCUAUCAGCCCGGUGUUGCAGUCCUCGUAGGGAAGAUGAACCGCGUGAAGUGCACGGUGCAAGGGCUGUGUCUGGAGGAUGGGCGCGAGGAGAAUCUUUAUCUCAUGCCCUCAGCGCAUACGCUCCUCCUGGCGAGACCCGACACUCUGAAGGCCUUGAACGCCGAGCCCGUCAUCGCCGAACCUCUGCGGCUAGUGGUCCUUCACACGGGCGACGAGAACGCGAAGGCGCCGGGAAGCUUCUGGGGCAACACCGAGGAGCCCUCCUUGCGCAUGAAGGUUUUUGCGCCGCGCUCUCCUGCCUUGCGGAAGCUGGCAGGCUUGCGCGGCGCCAAGCAGCCUUCGGGCGGCUAUCCUCGUGAUGGGUCGACCAGCGGGACUUUGCCUCCUGCAGAGGAGUCGGUGGAAGUUGUUCUGGUCUUCCCCGAUGAGAAGCGGAAGAACAUCGCCUGGAAGCUCUUGUCGCAGGCCCAUUCGCAGCUGAUGCACCGCCUCUUCAACAGCGUUCUGAGCUUUCUGACCACGGUGAGGGGACUCGCGGUGGCCAAGCCCAAAGUGGCGGGGCUUGCCAACGAAGACUGUGAAGGUCCGGGCGUCAGCCUUCGACACCUCGUUUUCCGGUGGAGACCUUUGGGUCAGUGGAGUCCAUUUCCAGGCUUCCUGGGUUCAGAUGUCGAGUUGAGACCCAGUGCCGACCGAGGGAAGAAGAUGCAGCUGCUGGUGAAGUAUGUCGGCGAAACGGAGAAGGAGCGGGAUGCUCUGAAGAAAGAGCGGGACGCGCUGAAGAAGGAGUUGGAGGAGAAGGAGGCGUUGCUUCGCAAGUACAAACAGGCUGCGAAGUCUUUCAAGGCCACGCUAUCGGGGUCGGCUCUUGGGUGUGGCAGGGUGGCUUGGGAUAGGAAGCUCUGA